Molecule: messenger RNA, 3454 nt
Organism: Pogonomyrmex barbatus (red harvester ant)
Lineage: Eukaryota; Metazoa; Arthropoda; Insecta; Hymenoptera; Formicidae
Source: RefSeq, a predicted model, not a curated record
GAAGGAGAGAAGAGGAGAGAGAGUAUGAGAAAGAACUGGCAACGUGUGCCACAUUCAAAUCUGAUCUGAACCCCAGUCGGCUUCUUAGCAAAACAGCAGAAAACGCGGAACGAGAGAGAAUCGCGCGCGAACGACGUGUUGCUUCACGUAUGUAUGUCCGUCGCAAUGCAAUAUCCUACCGGCGAGGAGACGCGUAGUGCGCGCGGUAUCGCAACGACGAUCGGCGGUGUAACUGCGGUGUAGUGGUGUAUGUGAAUGUGCGUGUGAGACGUGUCGUGGCGUGGCGUCUGUACGUUUCUCUCUCUUCCCGUCUUCCUCUAACACACUGUCUCGCGGCUAUUCGUGAGCUUGACACAUACGAAGGUAUACAAACGAGCACAGACGCAUCUCUCACAUAGCUCUCUCUUUCUCUCUCUCUUUUUCCUUCCCCUUUGUGCUGACUACGAACACGACGACGGCGGUUUUUUAUCCCUCCGGUUCCUUCAUCACGCGCGUACAAAUUUUCGCGCGCGUUCGCGCCCGCGUUCGUUUGCUCGCAAGCACGCAAUUUCAUGUAAAUGUCACGGGCGCGCGGUGGCAUUGUAGCCGUGUCGCGAACGAAGUUCCACACGACGUGGAAUUAUGUGCAUGGAUAUCCAGUUUAAUGAGAAGAUGGGCGACAAAAGCGUCGACGAAGACGUACAGAUCAUUGAAGCCCGUAUCAACAAAGAUUUCGAUAAGGUUGUUGUUAAACAAGAACGUCCAGACGAUGCGGAAAUCCGUGAAUUGGCUGCCAAAAUGGUGGAAGCACACAAGGCGAAAAUGUUAGCGGCAAACAUGCCACCGGUGCAACAACAACAUAGGCAACAGUGUCUCGUACCACAGCCUAAUCUCCCUGGUAUUCUUGGAUAUCUGAACAAACGGCCGACUGACGGGCAGCCCACACCGAAACCUCCGGCGAACAGUUUGGAAAAUAAAGUACCGCCGCCUGAUGAUGAGAGCCAGAGAGGACGAUUCGGCUGGACGAGCUUCGACGAAUGUCACAUACCUUAUAUAUUUCGCUCCGGCGAAAAAUAUUGCGCUGUACGAAUCUUAGAAUCUAAGCUUCUCAACAAGUACCUGAGUUAUCUCCAUUCGGACAUCUACAGUUGCACGUGUAUAAGGAGUUAUUAUAUUACGGAGGCCGAAAGCAAACUGUUUAACGAGAUCAACACCAGGCACUGUGAGAAUCAAUUCGGAAGGGACGUAUUCACGUCCAAAGACCUGGUAGUGCGUCUCUCGGAUGCCAAGGAGUUUUAUACGUUUCUUGAUGUAUGUUACACCAAAUUGACCGCCGGUACCAAUCCGAAUGUGACGAAUGGACGCAAGGCGGAGAAAUGUGGUUUCAUACGAAUAAACAGGGAAUCCGUGGUCCCUUACACGGUGAAAGACGGUCUACAAUACGUGCCGCUGUUUUAUUUCGAGGGCGAAACGGAAAAUCUCAAGCUGAAGGCGGAAAAGCUCGAGGGCUGGGAUUUGUCAUAUUUGAAAUUUUGCUGCAAAGUACAGGGUAUACGUAACGAAUUGUUUGCACAUGACACUUGUUUUGUGAUCAGUUUAAAUGAUAUUAAGAGUUAUUUUCCACCUGGUACCGGCUUUGAGGACUAUUGGCCAACCAAAGUUAUGGACUCGCAAUUAUUGGUGAACAGUAACGGGAGCGGUGCCGGUGGUGGAUGGACGAAACAACCGCCUACACCGCCAGCGACUAAGCCUACUUCUGUGCAAAGUGCGAAUAAAGUGGCACCUCCUCUAAACACACGUACCGUACCGAUGCCUAAUAUGAUACCACGGGGGACCGUCGUGAGUACUGCACCGCAAAUGCCGCGAGUAGGACAGCCGAGGCCAGUAGUGACAACACAUCCCGCGCAUUCUUCCCCAUCGGGACUUCCCUCCGGUAGAUCAAACAUAGUGUCUAUGUCUCAGCCUAUGUUGAAUACCGUUCAGAGUGUGGUUAACGGCUGGUCAGGCCUCGUCGGCGGUCAACCUACCUUUCAAACGGCACUCGGCUCUCAGGCUAGCAUUAUACGAGCGACUCUGAACAAUGUGAUGCACAACCAACAAAUGACCGCUCCUUCCAAAACUUACUCUCAACAGUCUAGAAGUAGAGCUAGUAGUAGCGGAGCGACAGCUCAGUAUCCUGUGUAUCCGUCGACAACCAUGCAGGGAGUUGUUCAAGCCCAACCGCCACCUCUUAUAAGAGCAACUGUUCACUCCAAUCAACCUAAUCUCGGUUAUCCCACCUAUGGGAAGGAUGACUGGGUGACUACUACAUAUACGACACCUACGUUAGGUGUACCUAAUGCAGUCACAGCAAGCACAUAUCCACAAAUGCUUGGUUUAAGUGAACAAGUCCAAGCUUUAAUGCCAGUACCUACAUCAGCAUCAACCUUAUUACAUCAACAAAGGCAUACACCGUCUGUACAUAACACGUCUCACGCAAAGUACCCACCCCCUCUAAUACCAGUCAAUGGUAGCAGCGGUAGUAGUAGUUCCAGGGACACUCGAGGAAGGAAACCGUUGAUACCAAUAUCAGAAUCACAUAUAACUACUUGUCAUGUACAACCAUACCAAAUACAGAAAGCACUAAUUGAAGAAAAGAUGGUACCCUGUAUUAAUUUCAAACCUUACAUUUAUACUGAACUAUUGAUGACACUUCCUGACUUUAUUUCCAAUUUUUUUCCUGCCUGUGACAUCGACAGUUGUAGACAGGUUCUAACAGAUGUGCUACAUAUAGAUUUAUAUCAAGGAAAUAGACUGCAGAUGAAAAUGUUAAUGGAAGCGGGAAAAUGUUCCUCGCUAACGGAAGAUCUACCUUUAAUUCAAGUUAGGAGUAUAAUGAAAUAUAUGCCACAGUUCAAGUAUAUGUUUAAUAGAGGAGAUAUGGUUAUGCCUUCCCCAGCUCAUUCGUCUGAAGAGCACCCCGCCAAAAAGCGUCAACGUACUAGCUAGGAUUGGCUACAGCCUUACUGGCCUACUUAUGAUUAUUAUCAUUCGGCAUUCUAAAUAAGCCGAUAAUUUGACGAUCAAAGUGCGAUGACAUCGUAUUUGCGGGACGCCUUCGAGAGUGAUAGGCGUAUAUUUAAAUAAAAGAUUCCAACUCGCGUAUGAUGCGCGAUGAAAUUAUAUAUUGACUGAUGCCUCAAGUGUAGAGUGAUACAGUGGUGAGCUAUUUCUUUCUCCAAAGUGUGUUUACUGAAGAGGACAUGACUAUGUAAAUAAAAUUGAACCAUGUAAAUUUAAAAUAUUAUGGUUGAUAAUUAAGAUUUGCUUUGUACGUAAAAGAAUUUAUUUUAUUUUCAUUUUCACAAAGCCUGUUAUGAUGUAAGGGCUAUUACAUUACUGCAGGAUGGAUUUAUUUUAUUUUCAUUUUCAAGGCCUGUUAUGAUGUAAGGGCUAUUACAUUACUGCAGCAAAAUAGACUUGAGAUAAAGAAUGA